CCUCCUCCCAGGAAGCAGGAAACCGGGCUGACUGGAAUACAGGUUACACAAAACAGCUUUAGUUUAGAUAUAUGAAUUGGGAAAAUGAUUUACUGUAAAAUCCAGCCAAAAGGUUAACCAAUGGAUUUCCUCACUCUCUUUGCAAUAUAUGUGGUGGUUGUGCUGUCGUGUAUUGUUCUUGUUUGUAAAUACUCCGGACAACAACAAACUCCUUUGGGAAGAUUUUUCAGCGCUGUCACUGAGAUAAUCUCACCUUGGAUUCCACAAUGGUUUCAGCAACUUUCUUACAAGAUAAUGCACAGGCUGUUUCAUCAACGGAACAAGCUAUUUUUGUAUCUGCACCUAUUUUUGGAGGGCAUUGUGUAUGCAGAGUUUACUUACGAAGUAUUCGGCUACUGUAGGGAGAUGGACACUAGUUUGUCCAGCCUUAGUAUGCCCUAUGUGUUGCUUGCUGUGGAAUCCUACUUCUUCUAUCAGUGCUGCAGAAAAGACCCAGGUACAGUGACAGAGGAAAACCAUGCUGCCCUGGUUAAGGUGUACCCCUAUGACAGGAAGCUGUACCACCCUGAGGUCUCCUGCCCCACUUGUCUUCUGGUGAAACCUGCCCGGUCCAAACACUGUCGAGUGUGCAACAGGUGUGUGCAUCGAUUUGACCAUCAUUGCGUUUGGGUGAACAACUGCGUUGGAGCUCAGAACAGCAGGCACUUCCUGCUCUACCUGCUGUGCUUGUGUGCCAUGGCAGGUGACAUCGCAGUGCUGACAGCUGACAUGCUGUUAAAUGUUGUGCUCAGAUCUGGGCUUCUGCAUGCUCACUACAUUGACCAGCAGGGGGAGCAGCAGGCAGCAGGGCCACUAUUUGUUGUGCAACACCUCUUCCUGACCUUUCCCCGGAUUGUCUUCAUGCUAGGCUUCCUCGUGUUUGUCUUCAUGCUGCUGGCAGGAUAUGCUAUGUUCCACCUCUACCUGGCACUGGUAAAUCAAACCUCCAAUGAGUGGUACAAAGGGCGAGGGCAUGGAUGCCACCACUGCCAGCCCACACCAGGACUCUACUGCUCCUCAGGGCACAUUCAGUCAAGAGGCUUCUACAACAGGGGUAUCCUCAGGAACCUGGGGGAAUUAUUCCAGCCUCUCGCUCACGGCAGGAAGAAGGACAGAUAGGCAGCUCUUACUAUCAGGUCUACCACGAAGUAUGCAGCAUUUUUUAAAACCAUUUUUGUACAGUGUAUUCAUAUUGGCUUCAGUGAGAUAAACAAA
Molecule: messenger RNA, 1254 nt
Organism: Megalops cyprinoides (Indo-Pacific tarpon)
Lineage: Eukaryota; Metazoa; Chordata; Actinopteri; Elopiformes; Megalopidae
Gene: zdhhc4
Product: zinc finger DHHC-type palmitoyltransferase 4
Exons: 7
Coding region: 121-1158 (345 amino acids)
Biological process (GO): protein targeting to membrane; peptidyl-L-cysteine S-palmitoylation
Cellular component (GO): endoplasmic reticulum; Golgi apparatus
Molecular function (GO): protein-cysteine S-palmitoyltransferase activity
Source: RefSeq, a predicted model, not a curated record